CCGAGGGAGAGGGUAGAAUAGAGUGUACUUCUGGGGGGAGCCACCGCCCUGUGCCCAGUGUAUUACGGAUGAGCGCUCGCGCGAGUGCGCUGGACAUGCUAAAGGAACACAAGAAUGGAUACGUAGCCGCACAUCAAUCUUUACAGACGUUUUCACAGUGGAUAGUGCAACAUUUUUGUCUUAUCUUCGUCAAGGAACUCAAGGAAAACGAAACCCGACUGUAAACAGAAGUGACACAGAAAGAGAGCAGUUUACGUCAUUCAGUGAAGAACUAGAGGAGCUUUCAUCUCGAGAAUCUGCUUCCCUGACUGUGGUGUUGUCGCCUUCAUUGAUACAAUGUGAGGACUGCCACCCUUCGAACAUCUAUUUUUACACUCAUUCUUCCAAUAAACCUGUCAAAAAGCUGGGAAGGCAGACACAAAACAUCGGAUUACUUUGAGACUUUAUCAAUGACACUGGUUUUGAUUCACAGAAGUCCGGCGUGCUCUUAUGGGAGAUCAUAUAGAAAAAAAGUGACAGUGAUGUUAAUGUAAGGGAAAAAUAUACCCGUUCGGUGAAACGAUGUGUAUCGUACUGAAUUAGAGCAGAUUGCACUCGUCAAAAACCUCAGAGGGUAGUCCUAGGGUUUCCAUUGUUUAGAUUUCUUUUCUUUUCUGUUGCUACGCGCGAAUUUGGUUGUGAUCUGCAUAUCGAAUAUACAUUAAUUUCGCGUAAAAGCAAGAAAAAUGGAGAAUCGAAUCUGGGCUGGUCUUCUCAACCCAGAAGGGUGUUUCGCGAGCUUGUAGGGGAUAGACAAUUAUAGCAUUGUUCGUUACCGUAAUUACCACCUCCUGCUGCUUUUCAAUCGGCCCGCAGUUAGACAUGAAAUCAAUUUUGAUCAAUAUUCUACUCCGUAGAUGGCCAUUGUGUGAUGACGACAGGGAAAGCCAUCCUCGGCGUGUUUACCUCUAGUUAUUGAUCUUAAGACAGGCUUUAUGCUUGCUGAUGUAGCCAUUCUCCUCUCCAACGAGGUGUACGCCUUUAAGGCCAAUGUAAAUUUGCAUACGACCAGACUUUGUGAUUUUACUUCCUCCUCCAAGAUUUAGAUUUGAGGACAAAUAGGCCAUGGCAGACUCCGGGACACUUAGCUCUUUAACCACCGACGUACCUAUCCUGAACCUCGUCACAGCGUUACAAGAUAGCCUAACCGCUGCUUUAAACGCCAGCACGUCUUCCCAUGGCGUCAUCACCAGUAGCACUACUGUGGAUAAUGUCCACUCUUCGUUCAUCGGAGGAUCUUCUACGACCUUACUUCCACAACUUUCCAACAUCCUUAGGAAUCGUACGGAAGACCUCAUGCGGCACCCACACAGACAACACAGUCACCGCCAUUCCGGGAAUAGUGGAAGUCACGUCAUCCAUAGCUCCAACGCUAGCAACAGCACGAGUGACGUGGACGUGGGACCUCCGGAGUGGCACCUGACAGUGUACAGUCAGGAGCACCUUAUCGUCACAAGCAUUAUUCUUGGUCUUUUCGUCCUCUGCUGCAUCAUCGGAAACUGCUUCGUAAUUGCUGCGGUUAUCCUGGAACGGUCACUUCACAACGUGGCUAACUACCUUAUCCUCUCGCUGGCCGUGGCGGACCUAAUGGUGGCAGUGCUGGUCAUGCCCCUAAGUGUAGUCUCCGAGAUUAGUCAGGUGUGGUUCCUGCAUCAGGAGGUGUGUGACAUGUGGAUCUCAGUGGACGUCCUCUGUUGUACCGCCUCCAUUCUUCACCUGGUCGCCAUUGCCAUGGACCGGUACUGGGCGGUGACCAGCAUUGACUACAUUCGCAGACGAAGCGCACGUCGCAUUCUGUUGAUGAUCACAGUUGUGUGGAUCGUAGCUCUGUUCAUAUCUAUCCCACCGUUAUUUGGAUGGAGAGACCCUAACAAUGAUUCAGACAUAACAGGCAAGUGCAUAAUCUCCCAAGAUAAGGGAUACACAAUCUUCUCUACGGUCGGAGCUUUCUAUCUGCCCAUGGCAGUUAUGAUGGUCAUCUACACGAGGAUUUACCAGGUGGCCCGCUCCAGAAUUCGCAAAGACAAGUUCCAGCAGAACAAAGCCAACAUGAAGACUGAAGAAACAACACUCGUUGCUUCCCCUAAAACAGAGUACAGCGUUGUCAGUGACUGCAACGGCUGCUCUCCUCGAAAUGACCACGAGAAGAAGAAGCGUCGGGCACCAUUCAAAAGCUACGGUUGUUCGCCAAGACCCGAACGAAAGAAAAAUCGCAACAAGAAACUAACCACGGCGUAUGCUGAACGCUCUUGCACCGUUGUGGAACCCGAACCGAGCAGUGAACAAGCAAACGGACUGAGCUGUUCCGAGAGCGCAGACAACGCGUUGAGUGCAAGCGAUAGUGGGAACAACAUCCGUUUGAAGCAGAUAAUCGAGCCGGACGCCUUCACUAACGGUUGUAACGACGAGGCCAAUAUCGCCAUGUUGGAGAGACAAUGCAAGAACGGAAAGAAGAUCAGCGCCAACGACCUCACUCCUUACUCAAGGGCGCGGGAGAAACUGGAGCUCAAGAGGGAGAGAAAAGCAGCGCGCACUCUGGCCAUCAUCACCGGGGCUUUUCUUAUCUGCUGGCUACCCUUUUUCAUUAUUGCUUUGAUCGGCCCGUUCGUUGACGAGCGGAACAUUCCCAUCUUUGCCCGGAGUUUCGUCCUCUGGCUCGGCUACUUCAACAGCCUGCUAAACCCGAUCAUUUACACCAUUUUCAGCCCCGAAUUCCGAAGUGCUUUCCAGAAAAUUCUUUUCGGCAAGUACCGAAGAGGGCACCGAUGACGAUUGAAAUGACAAUGAAGUAAGGAGAACACGCUGAACAAAAACACGCAGGAAAACGAAGCAUUCUUUUGUACAUAGAACGUGAUCUCCCAUCAGCACUAAACAAAACACUACGGUUCUGAUAUGGAUUAUUUUUGCUGUGUUACUUGAAGUGCUGUACAAAACUUUAAACAUGUGUGUUCGGAUGUAAUAUGUACUCACACAUUAGCAUUGAACUCGAUCAACAUUACAGAUUCAUACUCUGAAAAUGCUUUUCUUAAAAUAACAGCAAUGCUUUAUUGUCAUUAUCAUGUUUGUUUUCACUCUUUAGAAUAAUGUUGUUUUCUGUGAUCUACAAUGGAGUUCUCUUGGAGUCUCUCUUAUCGUGAGAUUUACAUUAGUCUGAGGACUGAUGAGGUCUGAAGGAAAGGACGGGGAUGGAGUGGGGUGGGGGUGGGGGUGGUGGGGCGUUCCCCGUAAAAAAGAAUUAAAAUACUAGUCUGGUAACAAUGAUUUACUGCAGAAAGAGGGACCAUUUCGUUUAAUCGUACAUAAUAGGCCAAAAAACAACAACAACUAUAACCACUUUUAGUACAAGAUUAGAUAUUUGAUGUUAAACCUGAUGCUGCAAGUCUACAUACCUGGCUAAGGGAACAAAUGGACAUUAAAAAAAUAUCCACGUCUUGGGCGAAAAAAUAUAAUGGACAUAGUUUCUUUGACGACCUCAUCCUUUCACCAUCAUUGUCGUGAUCAUUAUCACCAAACGACUGUGGUUGUUGAUGAAGAGCUCUAACAAUAUUUAAGAACUAUGUCUUUCAUUACUUUCAAACAGAUACUGAGGGAAAUUAAACAAAAACCUUGGCUUAUGGCUCUGUCAAGGUCAGCCUCUUUAGUAACAAUUUGUUUUAGUGGUAAUUUUACUCUUAAUCAGUGUCUUUGACUUGCCACCCUCAAGCACUGUUUACCAGAAUCCCAUUAACCCAUUUUGUACAAUGCCUUCCAUUUUCUUUUCAGAAAAAGAAUACAAAUGGUGCUUGUUACGGGGGUGUUGUGUGCAAUUUCGAGUUUUGUUUGUAAAAAAGUGAAUCAUAAAAGCUUGAAAGGACGGGUUUACCACUCAAUCAGCGUAGAGUACGUGUUUAUGUUCUUUCUGUAUUAACCCAAUAGACUGUCGUUUGCAAUACAAGAUAAUUAUUUUGUUCUAAA
Molecule: messenger RNA, 3993 nt
Organism: Aplysia californica (California sea hare)
Lineage: Eukaryota; Metazoa; Mollusca; Gastropoda; Aplysiida; Aplysiidae
Product: G-protein-coupled 5-hydroxytryptamine receptor 2
Exons: 4
Coding region: 1105-2808 (567 amino acids)
Biological process (GO): adenylate cyclase-activating adrenergic receptor signaling pathway
Cellular component (GO): membrane
Molecular function (GO): G protein-coupled receptor activity
Source: RefSeq, a predicted model, not a curated record